Messenger RNA from Elgaria multicarinata webbii, 960 nucleotides. RefSeq names its product olfactory receptor 10A4-like. Gene Ontology annotation, molecular function: G protein-coupled receptor activity; olfactory receptor activity. NCBI's taxonomy places the organism in Eukaryota, Metazoa, Chordata, Lepidosauria, Squamata, Anguidae. The transcript has a single exon. The record is from RefSeq and is a predicted model, not a curated record. Gene Ontology annotation, biological process: G protein-coupled receptor signaling pathway; detection of chemical stimulus involved in sensory perception of smell. The coding region runs from base 1 to 960 and encodes 319 amino acids. Gene Ontology annotation, cellular component: plasma membrane.
AUGAAUUUGGGACAAGCCAGACACUGGGAGAACCAGAGUACAGUGAAUGAGUUCCUCUUGUUGGGGUACCAAGAACAUCCCGCUCUCCUCUUCACUGCCUUCCUAACCACAUAUAUGGCGAUAUUACUAGGCAAUGGUUUGAUUGUGGCGGUGACAACAUGGGAUUCUGCCCUGCGCACCCCAAUGUACUUCUUCCUGCGCAGCCUCUCAGGGCUGGAGAUGUGUUACACCUCAGUCACCCUUCCUAAGAUGAUGGCCAAUCUGGCCUCAGGAGAUCCCUCCAUUUCUCUACCAGCCUGUACCUCGCAGGUGUUCUUCCUGCUUUUCCUGGGUGGGGCUGAGUGCUUCUUGCUGGCAGCCAUGGCCUAUGACCGCUACCUUGCCAUCUGCCUGCCUCUCCACUACAUGACCAUCAUGAGCCAUAGGGUGCAGAUGGGGCUGGUGUCUGGCUCCUUUGCCAUCAGUCUCCCCAUGCAGUUAGUGCAAAUUGGGCUCAUCUUCUCCUUGCCUUUUUGUGGGUCCAACAAGAUCGACCACUUCUUUUGUGAUAUCCCACCGGUACUCAGCCUGGCCUGUGCUGACUUAUAUGCCAACGAGCUGGUUAUUUACACUGAGAGCAUCCUCUUUGUUAUAGCCCCCUUCGUGCUCAUCUUGGCCUCCUACGCACGCAUCACCAGAACCAUAUUGAGGCUGCCAUCAGGCACGGGCCGUCAGAAGGCUUUUUCCACUUGCUCAUCACACCUCACCGUGGUCAGCCUCUUCUAUGGCUCAGCGAUGCUUGUUUAUCUGCGCCCACAAACCAGUGACUCAGUGAAAGUGGACAAAGUGCUGUCCCUGCUCUACACAGUCAUUAUUCCCCUUUGCAAUCCCCUCAUUUACACUCUGAGGAACAAGGAGGUAAAAGCCAGCAUUGGUAGACUGCUGAGCAGGAAACACUCCUUCGAGGUGGGCACAGGAUGA